Molecule: messenger RNA, 724 nt
Organism: Anopheles funestus (African malaria mosquito)
Lineage: Eukaryota; Metazoa; Arthropoda; Insecta; Diptera; Culicidae
Gene: mRpS17
Product: 28S ribosomal protein S17, mitochondrial
Exons: 2
Coding region: 124-591 (155 amino acids)
Biological process (GO): mitochondrial translation
Cellular component (GO): mitochondrial small ribosomal subunit; ribosome
Molecular function (GO): structural constituent of ribosome
Source: RefSeq, a predicted model, not a curated record
GUUGCUUCGUCGCGAUUUUGACAAUCCGGUGCGCUACCUCGGAAAAAAGUGUACGAAAACAAUAAAUAAACCCGGUUCAACAGAUACCUUCUUUUCACACGAUUCUCAACUCAUUUUAAAAUCAUGGCAAGUCGUGCGGCUAUGCUUUUGGGGCAGGUUGUGCCGUGUGUUAAGUUAAACGCAUCCAAGAUACGCGUGCGGCGAAUGGAACUGGAUACUAAUCUGAAUAUGUACUUCAAAAAGGACGAAUUUUACUUUGCUCACGAUCCGGACAAGCGUUGCAAAACUGGCGACAUCGUAUUGAUAAAGGAAUUGCCCGAUAAGCUUACCCGGCUCAUUUCACAUUCGAUCGAGGAAAUCGUUUACCCACUGGGAGAUAUUACCGACCCCAUCACAGGCAAGAAAGUAGUCGUGGGCAAGUAUCGCGAGGAUAUUGAAGAAGCAAAUCGGCUAUUUGGCAAAUCAAAGGAUGCAUUUGACUAUUCCAACGCACCUCCACGUGGUCGGUUGGAGGGUACACGUGAUUUCACGCAUGGCGAAACGUACAUCAAGUACCAUGAGGAUGGCAAGGAUCAACCAUUUGCCGUGUAAUGUGGUAUGUAAGAAUUCGCUAUCCUAUAUUAAUAUGUCGUCUAUGUUACAAAUAAAGUAAUAGUAGUGUAAUAAUCAGAUGUACCAGAUACAAUCGAAUAAACACCAGAGCAUGACGGUACGAACCGAACAA